AAAGGGAAUUAGAAAAUUCAGGUAAGGUUAUAUUAUCCGUUAUGGCAUUCACAUGUUUUCUGUUACUGCUCUGACGGUUUGCUACUUUUUGGCGUAAAAUUCCUCCUUUACUUAUUAUUUCUUUUAUGCAGUACGUAACAAGACUUUUUUCUUAAAAGGUGGUGAUUUCUGUGUGUUUGUGUGUGUGUAUUGAGCGUUUCAGCACUGUCUAAUUAAUAACAGCUCCAGUAAUUUUUUAUGACUAUUAUGUUACGCAUUAGUUAUGUUUUGACACUUGAAUGUAAAACUGGAAGGAACAUCAUCGGUGUAAAUUUUAGUUAUACUUGUAGGUAGUUUUAUUGAUACAACUCAAUGUGUAUAUAUGUGAGGACAGUUAGUCUUGGAGAGAUGUAGAACUGUCUGCAAAAAAGUAUAUAUAUAUAUAUAUAUAUAUAUAUAUAUAUAUAUAUAUAAGGAACUAUCUAAUCUACUUCAUGAGAAAUAUAUGAUUAGACAUUAAAGGCCUUACUAAAUGUUUGUGAAAUUGAAUAGACUAGAUCUAUGUUAAUAUGUUGUUAAGCUCAUCGUGAAUCAUUGUUCAAGUGUUUAAUCGUUAAAUGUCUAACCUGUUAAGUGCUUUGUUCAAUUUGAAUAUUAGGUAGCGUAUCUAGUCCUCAUACUUAUAAUUUAUCUGAAAAAUAAAUAAUCUCAAUCUUGCUAUUGAGUCUUAUUAAAUUGGAAAUUUCAUUGAAACAUAGACAGUACAAUGUUCCUUGGAAUAUCAAGUUUUAAGGAGGCUUUUAAUACAAUGGCAUUGGUAAAUUUCACUUGUUAGUCACCAAACAAAUUGAGCUAUUAAUAUUUAAAUGUUAAGGAAUCCCAACUGUUCAUCAAAUGCAAAAUUUCAAAAAUUCUGAUAUUGGAUAAUACUUGUUACUUCUGAAAUAAACUAGAUGCGUUAACAAAUUCACAAGUGAGACUACAGAGAGCACAGAUAUGGUGUUGAAAGCACAAGUGUUAGCUGGUGGCCGUGGUAAAGGUAUUUGGGAUAGCGGAUUAAAAGGUGGAGUUAAAAUUGUAUACAAUGUAGAAGAAGCCGUAAAUGUGGCUAAUCACAUGCUUGGUCAUCGAAUCUACACUGCACAAACCGGUGACACCGGCCAAUUAUGCAAUACAUUAUUAGCAUGUGAACGUAAAUAUUCUCGACGUGAACAUUAUCUAGCUAUUGUCCUAGAUCGUUCUAGUGGUGGACCAGUAAUGAUUGGCUGUCAACAGGGUGGUGUAAAUAUUGAAGAUAUAGCACGUGAUAACCCAGAUGCUUUAAUUAAAAUUCCAGUUGAUAUUAACAAAGGUUUAAAUAAAAAAGAUGCUUUAUUUAUGGCGCAUAAAUUAGGUUUUACAAAUCCAGAUGAAGCAGCUAUAUACAUUGAACGACUUUAUAAACUCUUUGAUUCAUCCGAUUGUACACUGUUAGAAAUUAAUCCAAUUUCUCAAGAUAUAAAUGGAAAAGUUGUUUGUAUGGAUUGUAAAAUGAAUUUCGAUGAUAAUGCUGCAUUUCGACAGAAAGAGAUUUUUGCACAACGUGAUUGGUCACAAGAAGAUGAACGUGAUGUAAAAGCAUCAAAGGCUGGAUUAAAUUAUAUUGGUUUAGAUGGAAAUAUUGGUUGUUUAGUUAACGGAGCUGGUUUAGCUAUGGCUACUAUGGAUUUAAUUCAAUUGCAUGGUGGUAAUCCAGCGAAUUUUCUUGAUAUUGGCGGUGGAGCGACAGCUGCUCAAGUGACUGAAGCUUUUCGUUUAAUCGUAUCUGAUUCGAAGGUCAAUGCUAUACUAGUAAAUAUUUUCGGUGGUAUUAUGCGUUGUGAUGUGAUUGCACAAGGUAUUGUAACAGCUGCUACAGAAUUAAACAUAAAAGUACCAAUUGUUGUACGACUUCAAGGGACUAGAGUUGAAGACGCUAAAGCAAUUCUUGCUACAAGUCACAUGAAAAUUCUAGGUUGUAGUGAUUUAGAUGAAGCUGCUCAAAUGUCUGUUAAACUCGCUAAUAUUGUUCAUUUGGCUCGUGAAGCUGCUAUAAAUGUGAAAUUCGAACUGCCUUAUUAAUUAAUAAUGUGAUUAUAGUAAUAUUAUUACAAUAAGCAAAGAUGAAUAGUUCGAAUGAAUGGGGACAUCACGUUAUAUUGAAUGGUGAUGAAUCCAGUAGUUCGGUUUAUACUAUUAUUAUUAUCGUUAUUAUUAUUAUUAUUAUUAUUAUUAUUAUUAUUACUAUUAUAACUUACUUCCGAAAGAUAGCAGUCAUUGUGUGGUCUAUUCAAUUCUGUUUUGUCAUAUCCUUUUGUACGAAUGAAUGUACAAUGACGGUAAUGGGGUUAUUGUUUUAUACGACAGAUUUAAAUAUCUACUGCAUUACGUAAUACAUUGAUUUUGUUGCAUAAGAAUUUCUCAUACUUUGAUAGAAAAUCCUUAACUAAACAAUCACUUAUUAUCAUUGUAUUUUGGUUGCAGUCAGCUCAACGACACCAACCACAUCACCCCUCCACACACACAGAUUAUUUUACGUUGAAAACAGAGAGUAUACAAAACUUCAUUUUCAAAGUAUAAAAAUGUUAGUAUACCUACCAUACAACUAUUUUGCCAGAAGAAAAAGAUGAAUUCAAAUCUUUAUUUCACUUGAAAUAUCGUUUAUCUCUAUUGUUUUUCUUAUCUUUCAUCGUUAUUCACUAUUAGUUACAUAUACUACUAUUUGUUGUCCUGUGAUAGUAGUAAUAAAUGGUAUUGCUCGGAGAU
Messenger RNA from Schistosoma bovis, 2763 nucleotides. Lineage: Eukaryota; Metazoa; Platyhelminthes; Trematoda; Strigeidida; Schistosomatidae. The record is from the annotation of a GenBank genome assembly.